GGCGGGGAGGUUACUUUCAGCCUGAGACGAAAAGGGAAAGGCAGAGAAGAAGGGGAACCCUGAAAAGGAGGGUUUAGUGACAGCCCAGCUUCUUGCUCCCGGAGAGGUGCUCCGGGGAAGACUCUCCGUCUCUGCCGCGGGCCCCUUUAAGAAGCCAAGUCGGUGCCGUUACCGCCGCCGCUGCCGCUGCUUCUGCUGCUGCUGCUGCUGCUGUUUGGAUUGCUAAUCCCCAGGAGCCCGGUUUAAAAAAAGAAAAAAAAGAAAAAGAAAAAAAAGAAAAGAAAAGAAAAGAAAAGAAAAAAGAGGGGAGGGGGCGGGCAGCUGUCUCUUUAAAUGUGAUUUCCUUCUAUUGUAUUUGAACCGUGAUCAGGAAAAAGGAAAUGAAACCAGAGACAGAGGGAAGCUGAGCGAAAAUAGACCUUGGCGAGAGAGGAGGGAGCCCGGGGAAGAGCCGCGCGGGCCGCUCUCCGCCCCCCCACCCUCCCCAGGCCGCCGCCCCCCUCCCUGCCCUCGGCGCCCCGACCCCGGCGAAGGUGCGCAGGGGCUUGGGGCGAGCGGGCGGAGCCGGCGAGUGCGCGCGAUCGGGACCGGGCGGCGGCGGCGGCGGCGGCGGCGGUGACGGCAGCCGGACCGGGAUGGAAGGGAGCGCGGUGACCGUCCUUGAGUGCGGAGGGGCGAGCUCGCCGGCGGAGCGACCGAGCAAGAGGAGGCGCAGGAGCGGCGGCGCCCGAGCACCCGAGGGGGUCCGAGUCCAAGCGGCCGGCCAGCCGCGCGCCACAAAGGGAGCGCCCCCGCCGCCCGGCACGCCGCCUCCCUCCCCAAUGUCCUCGGCCAUCGAGAGGAAGAGCCUGGACCCGUCUGAAAACUGGCCUGAGCUUCAAACUUCCUGUUCUAAAAGAAGGGAACCAGUGGAUGAAGUGCUGCAGAUCCCCCCUUCCCUGCUGACCUGUGGUGGCUGCCAGCAGAACAUAGGGGACCGCUACUUCCUGAAGGCCAUCGACCAGUACUGGCAUGAGGACUGCCUCAGCUGUGACCUCUGUGGAUGCCGGCUAGGAGAGGUGGGGCGGCGCCUCUACUACAAGCUGGGACGGAAGUUGUGCAGGAGAGACUAUCUCAGGCUUUUUGGUCAAGACGGUCUCUGUGCUUCCUGUGACAAGCGGAUCCGUGCCUACGAGAUGACGAUGCGAGUGAAAGACAAAGUGUAUCACCUGGAGUGCUUCAAGUGCGCUGCCUGCCAGAAGCAUUUCUGCGUGGGCGACAGAUACCUUCUCAUCAACUCUGACAUAGUGUGUGAACAGGACAUCUACGAGUGGACUAAGAUCAAUGGAAUGAUCUAGGCCAGAGUCCCAGGCACCUUCAGCGAGGUGUUCCGUGAAGACACUGUCUCAGUGGGGUCUUCAUUCUUAGGCACUUUGGGAACCUGAGGGUGGGUGAGGCAUUUCUUAGGAAAUUCUUAACUCCCCCUGGGUACUAAGACAUAGCAUCCACAUGACAUAACUCGAAGGCCGAGAUUUGAGUCACAACAGGACCAGCCCUUAGAGAGAAAAAUGGUCGCAGUAGCUGACAAGAUUAGUGGAGGAAAUAUUUGGGAACCAGCAUGCACUGUGUCAUCAUGGUAGGAUUUCCAGGAUAGGCCGUGUUGGGUAAAGAUUAGGUAUGACCUUGGUGUUCAUGGACUAGAGAUGUGCAAUUAAUUUCUUCCUAGCUUCGGUAACUACCCUAUUCUAAUCACUGCCCUUCACACUAGGGAAGGAAAGAGAGAAGAGUAGUCAUUCUUUUUUUUCUUGGUCACCUUCCCACGGCCUAAAUCUCUGAAGCCAAGGGAAACUGCAUGGAGGUACAUUUCAGUUGGGAAUGAAAUACACAUCUUUCAACCAAACAAAUAUUGAAAGCGAUGUUGAUGGAUCACUGUUUUUAGACACCUUCAUUUUGAGGUGAGGCAUCCCACAGAUGGUUUCUAUACAAAUGUAAAUCUUAAAAAAAAAAAAGUCAAAGUUGUUCAACUAUUUUAUUAUCUUAGAUUAUAUCAAAGUAUUUGUUGUGUGUCAUUAAAAAAACUCGAUUCUGAAGACUUAAUAAAAAUGGCAAGCUCA
This is a messenger RNA of Meriones unguiculatus (Mongolian gerbil), 2093 nucleotides long. RefSeq names its product LIM domain only 2 (gene Lmo2). The transcript is spliced from 5 exons. Gene Ontology annotation, biological process: positive regulation of transcription by RNA polymerase II. Gene Ontology annotation, molecular function: transcription coactivator activity; DNA-binding transcription factor binding. Bases 636 to 1337 code for a protein of 233 amino acids. NCBI's taxonomy places the organism in Eukaryota, Metazoa, Chordata, Mammalia, Rodentia, Muridae. The record is from RefSeq and is a predicted model, not a curated record. Gene Ontology annotation, cellular component: nucleus.